Molecule: messenger RNA, 1092 nt
Organism: Acaulospora morrowiae
Lineage: Eukaryota; Fungi; Glomeromycota; Glomeromycetes; Diversisporales; Acaulosporaceae
Source: the annotation of a GenBank genome assembly
AUGUCAAAGUUUCCAGCUAUCCUAAAUGCCACAGACAAAGACGUUAAACUUCUCCUAUCGGCUCAGUGUCAUAUCGGAGCCAAAAACCUGAAUGUUCAAAUGACUCCUUAUGUCUGGAGACGCCGUGCGGACGGUGUUCAAAUUAUCAACAUUGGCAAAACAUGGGAAAAAUUGAUUUUCGCUGCCCGUAUCAUUACUGCAAUUGAAAACCCUGCUGACGUUGUGAUUAUCUCGGCUCGUCCCUACGGUCAACGUGCUGUUCUGAAAUAUGCGUCUUUCACAGGCGCUCGACCCAUCGCCGGUCGAUUUACUCCUGGAACUUUUACGAAUUACAUCACCAGGUCAUUCAAGGAACCCCGUUUAAUCAUAGUGACUGAUCCAAGAACAGAUCAUCAGGCCAUUCAGGAGGCUUCUUACGUUAAUAUUCCUGUCAUUGCGUUAGCUGAUACGGAUUCACCUCUUAGUUUCGUCGAUGUUGCAAUUCCCACUAACAACAAGGCUAAGCAUUCGAUCGGUCUUAUUUAUUGGAUGCUAGCUCGUGAAGUACUUCGUCUUCGCGGUAAUAUCAGACGCGAUACCCCGUGGGAUGUGAUGGUGGAUAUGUUCUUCUACCGCGACCCCGAAGAGGUUGAAAAAGAGGCCGAAACAACUGGCACCGCACCUGAGAAGACUCAAUCCUCAUUUCAGUUUGAUGGCAAUAACAAUUGGGAUAACCAAGAUAAUCCAAGCGAAUGGGAUGCGUCAGGUACCGCAGCGCCCGGUGGUAUUAAUCCUAGUAUUGCCGCUGUGGCUACUGCUCACGCCACAACAUCUAAUUGGGAUGCACCCGGUGCAGAGGAAUCGGGAAGUUGGGGUGGACACGAGGCUAGUACCAACGUUCCAGAAGCUUCUGCUUUUGGGGAAAGUCCAUUUGAAACUACUACGAAUUCGAAUUGGGCUGAUGAGACAUCCGGGACAGGAGGAUGGGGUACUACGAAUGAAACUGACGGAGGUUGGAAUGCGAAUGAGACUGAGAAUAAUGGCGCAUGGAAAACUGAGAAGCCUGAAACCGAGGAAGAUAAAAAAGAGAAUACUGGAACAGGUUGGGAUUAA